UAAUAAUAAUAAUAAUAUAAUAUAAGAAACAUAGAUCUCUGUGGGGGAUGUGUAUCACAACGUCAAGGGCGGGAGGCGAAUGGCCGCACCUCCGUGACUCCGGAGAAGGAGAAAGCUCCUCCGAAAAUCCAUACAAAAUUAAGGGUGGAAGUCAAACUGACCCUGCUGGGGGGGGGGAAAAUUAAAAACGGAACGAAAACCCACAGGUGAGUCCGGCUUGGGGCAAGGGGGAACAAAAAGAAGGGGGGAACCGAGUGUGGCGGGUCCGGGCUGUGCACAUGCAGCGGGCGUGAGGGCGUGGCACAUGCAUGGGCAGUGAGGGCGUUGGCCGGAGAGCGGCCGGACAGCGCGGCCCCGCCACGGGUUGUGUCCGGCGGGGCCGUUCCCCCCGGGGGGAGCUGAGUGACCCGAGGGGGGGGGGGGGUUUUUGCUCUUUGUCACAGUUCGGGAACAGGCGGAUGGAAAAGGGGAGCGAUGGCGCCGGGCUGGACAACGGAAAAAUAUCGACAAUUUUUAUUUUUUUUUUUUUUUGUGGGGAGGGGGGAAAAAAAACCUCCCCCCCCCUUUGGAAGCGGGGGGGAUAAAAGAAAAGGAAAAGUGUCUCCCUUUGUACAGCGGAAAAACCCGAGUGCUGGAGAAGCCAUGAGAGGAAUCACAGUAACCGCCGCGGCCGGGCGCGGCCUGGCCCGGGGGCGGCGUGGCCGGGGGCGGCACGGCCCAGGGGUUGGCGUGGCCGAGCCGUGGUCAAGGGGUUGGCGUGGCCCAGAGGCCAAGCGGUGGUCAAGGGGUCGGCACGGCCGAUGGGGUGGCGUGGCCGAGGGGUCAGUGUGGCCAAACGGUUGGCGUGACCGAAGGGUGGUCAAGGGGUCGGCACGGCCGAUGGGGUGGCGUGGCCGAGGGGUGGCCGAGGGGUUGGUGUGGUCGAGGGGUUGGCGUGACCAAGGGGUGGUCAAGGGGUCGGCACGGCCGAUGGGGUGGUGUGGCCGAGGGGUGGCCGAGGGGUCAGUGUGGCCGAUGGGUUGGACUGGCCAAAGGCCCAAAAGGGCGGUCAAGGGCUCGGCACGGCCGAGGGGUUGGCGUGGCCAAAGGCCCAAAGGGGUGGUCAAGAGGUUGGCGUGGCCAAGGGGUGGUCAAGACCAAGGGGUUGGCAUGGCCAAAGGCCCAAAGGAGUGGUCAAGAGGUUGGCGUGGCCGAGGGGUGGUCAAGGGCUCAGCAUGGCUGAGGGGUUGGCGUGGCCAAAAGCCCAAAGGAGUGGUCAAGAGGUUGGCAUGGCCGAUGGGUUGGAGUGGCCAAAGGCCCAAACGAGUGGUCAAGGGGUUGGUCUGGCUGAGGGCUUGGCACGGCCAAUGGGUUGGCGUGGCCAAGGGGUUGGCGUGGCCAAAGGCCCAAGGGGUGGUCAAAGGGUCGGCACGGCCGAUGGGUUGGCGUGGCCAAAGGCCCAAAGGAGUGGCCAGUGGGUUGGCGUGGCCAAAGGCCCAAAGGAGUGGCCAGUGGGUUGGCGUGGCCAAAGGCCCAAAGGAGUGGUCAAGGGGUUGGCGUGGCUGAGGGAUUGGCCUGGCAAAAGGGCGGUCAAGGGCUCGGCACGGCCGAUGGGUUGGCGUGACCAAAGGCCAAAAGGAGUGGCCAAGGAGUUGGUGUGGCCGAGGGGUUGGACUGGCCAAAGGCCCAAAAGGGCGGUCAAGGGCUCGGCACGGCCGAUGGGUUGGCGUGGCCAAGGGGUCAACACGGCCAAUGGGUUGGCGUGGCCAAAGGCCCAAAGGGGUGGUCAAGCGCUCGGCACAGCCGAUGGUUUGGCACGGCCAAGAGGUGGUCAAGACCGAGGGGUUGGCGUGGCCAAAGGGCCAAGAGGGUGGUCAAGGGGUUGGCACGGCCAAGGGGUGGUCAAGACCAAGGGGCUGGCGUGGCCAAAGGGCCAAGAGGGGGUCAAGGCCGAUGGGUUGGCAUGGCCAAAGAGCUGAAGGAUGGUCAAGGGGUCGGCACGGCCGAGGGACUGGCACGGCCAGAGGGCUGAGGCGUGGUCAAGGACUUGGCACAGCCGAUGGACUGGCGUGGCCGAGGGGUCAGUGUGGCUGAGGGAGGGGUCAGCAUGGCCAAAGGGCUGGCACGGCUGAGGAGCUGAAGGGUGGUCAAGGGGUCGGCACAGCAGAUGGGUCAGUGUGACCAAGGAUCAGUUGUGACCGAGGGGUCAGUGUGGCUGAGGGGUCAGUGUGGCCGAGGGGUCAGUGUGGCUGAGGGGUCAGUGUGACCAAGGGGUCAGUGUGGCCGAGGGGUCAGUGUGGCUGAGGUUUCAGUGUGGCUGAAGGGUCAGUGUGGCUGAGGGCUGACCAAGAGGUUGGCACAGCUGAUGGAUUGGCGUGGCCGAGGGUUUGGCAUGGCCAAUGGGUUGGUGUGGCCGAGGGGUCAGUGUGGUCAAGGGGUCAGUGUGGCCGAGGGGUCAGUGUGGUCAAGGGGCCAGCGUGGCCAAUGGGUUGGCGUGGCCAAGGCGUGGCCGAGGUGUUGGCACAGCCAAUGGGUUGGUGUGGCCGAGGGGUCGGCAUGGCCAAAGUGUUGGCAUGGCCAAAGGGUCAGUGUGGCCAAAGGGUCGGCACAGCCGAUGGGUUGACAUGGCCGAGGGGUCAGUGUGACCCCAGGAUUGGCAUGGCCGAGGGGUCAGGGUGACCCCGGGAUUGGCAUGGCCGAGGGGUCAGGGUGACCCCGGGAUUGGCAUGGCCGAGGGGUCAGGGUGACCCCGGGAUUGGCAUGGCCGAGGGGUCAGUGUGGCCAAAGGUUUGGCAUGGCCGAUGUGUUGUUGUGACCAAGGGGUCAGUGUGACCCAGGGGUUGGCAGAGCCUGGCGGUGACCCAGGGGUCAGCACGGCCGAGGGGUUGGCAUGGCCGAGGGGUCAGGGGUCAGUGUCACCCAGGGGUCAGUGUGACCCAGGGGUCAGUGUGACCCAGAGGUCAGUGUCACCCAGGGGUCAGUGUGACCCACGGGUCAGUGUGACCCAGG
Poecile atricapillus (Black-capped chickadee) is the source of this 2988-nucleotide messenger RNA. RefSeq names its product collagen alpha-1(II) chain-like. NCBI's taxonomy places the organism in Eukaryota, Metazoa, Chordata, Aves, Passeriformes, Paridae. The transcript has 2 exons. The coding region runs from base 475 to 1545 and encodes 356 amino acids. The record is from RefSeq and is a predicted model, not a curated record.